Molecule: messenger RNA, 1650 nt
Organism: Aspergillus calidoustus
Lineage: Eukaryota; Fungi; Ascomycota; Eurotiomycetes; Eurotiales; Aspergillaceae
Source: the annotation of a GenBank genome assembly
AUGGCAGCCACCGCCCGCAAAGAUGCGACCCAGUGGGCGCCAGCCGUCAGCGACAGCGCCCUAGAAACCGGCCCCGAUAAGGACCAGGCCGACCAGGUCCUCGAGACGCUGGGAUACACCCCCGAGCUCUCGCGCAACCGCUCGACCUGGAACGUUGUGUUUAUGUCCUUUAUCCUCGCCUCCGUCCCGUAUGGCCUAUCGACCACCUUUUUCUACGCCCUCGCAGGUGGAGGGCCGACCAACAUUGUUUGGGGCUGGGUCCUCGUAUCGUUGAUCAUCCUCUGCGUAGCUGCCUCCCUCGCCGAAAUUACCUCAGUCUUCCCGACCGCCGGUGGUGUUUAUUACCAGACCUUUGUCCUCUCGCCCAUCUGGUGCCGCCGCAUCUCCUCAUGGGUCUGCGGAUGGGCCUACGUCGCAGGUCAGAUCAUGAUCACGCUCGCGGUGAACUUUGGAACCACCCAGUUCUUCAUCGCCUGCCUGAACGUCUUUGAGGACUCCAACGGCGUCGGCAUCACCGAGACCUGGGAGGCCUGGCAUACCUAUGUGAUUUUCCUCGCCGUCACCCUGCUCUGCCAUGCGAUCCCGGCCUUUGCGAAUAAGUGGCUCCCGUUGCUGGAGUCCUUUGCCAUUUUCUGGACCCUUGCUGGUGUAAUCGCCAUGGACAUUUGUCUCCUGGUCAUCGCCAAGGGCGGCCGCAACAAUGCCAAGUGGGUGUUUGGCCACUUUGAGCCCCAGACCGGGUGGCCCGAUGGCUGGUCCUUUUGUAUUGGUCUCUUGCAAGCUGCCUACGCGACGUCUUCCACCGGAAUGAUUAUCACUAUGUGCGAGGAAGUCCGCCAGCCCGCCGUCCAGGUCCCCAAGGCCAUGGUCGGAACCAUCGUCAUCAACCUGAUCGCCGGCCUCGUCUUCCUCAUCCCUGUCUGCUUCGUUAUGCACGACCUGGAAGACCUUGCUGCCCUCGCCUCCGGCCAGCCCGUGCCCGCAAUCUUCAAAGCCGCGAUCGGGAACCAGGUCGGAACAUUCCUCCUCCUGCUCCCGCUCCUCAUCCUCGGCUUCAUAUGCGGUAUCGGAUGUGUCACGGCUACCUCGCGAUGCACGUGGGCGUUUGCUCGUGACGGCGCCAUUCCUGGAUCGCAGUGGUGGCGGACCGUCAACAAGAAGCUCGAUGUUCCGCUCAACGCGAUGAUGCUUGGCAUGGUCGUUGAGCUUCUCUUUGGUUUGAUCUACUUUGGGUCCACGGCUGCGUACAACGCCUUCUCCGGUGUCGGUGUCAUCCUCCUAACCCUCAGCUACGCCUGCCCGAUCGCCGUUUCUCUCCUCCUCCGCGGCCGUGAAGAUAUCCGCCAUGGUAGCUUCGACCUCGGCAUGCUCGGUGCGAUCUGCAACGUCGUUGCACUCGCAUGGACCGUCCUCGCAAUCCCCCUCUUCAGCAUGCCCAGCUACAUGGAAGUAACCGUCGAGACGAUGAACUACGCCUCCGUCGUCUUCGUCGGCUUCGUCGCCAUGUCCGCGCUGUGGUACUGGGUCUGGGGCCACAAGAACUACGUCGGUCCGCCGACGGAUGCGAUUGAUCCCGAGGUUGAGCAUGAUCAUCUUGCUACGGGUACUGCUGUCGGUGCCGGUCUGACUGAUAGACCAAAGAAUCUUUAG